GGCUCUUCUGUCAUCAAUUUUUAAAAACCCCAACCCUCCAAUGUACAUGGGAUCAUCAUCAGGAAGCUUAAGCAUGAAGGUGCAUCAGUUCACACGUGGAUUAAUCUUAGAGCAUGAUUCAGCUACUCCUUCACUUACACUUGGUUGUAAACGUUUACGACCUCUUGCUCCUAAGCUCUCUACCUGCACAAAUGAUCCUACUAUUGUCACUCCUCCUUUCGAUCUCAAGAGUUUCAUUAGACCUGAAAGUAGCACUAGCCCUCGCAAAACUUCAUUCAACGACGACAAGAAAGACUCCUCUCAGGUGGAAUCGCACCCGGGAGGUACAAGGUGGAAUCCGACGCAAGAACAGAUAGGAAUACUGGAAAUGCUGUAUAGAGGUGGGAUGCGCACACCCAAUGCCCAGCAAAUCGAACAAAUCACAGUACAGCUAGGGAAAUAUGGGAAAAUAGAAGGGAAAAACGUGUUCUAUUGGUUUCAAAACCACAAAGCUCGUGAGAGACAAAAGCAGAAGCGCAAUAGUCUUGGUCUUAGCCAAAGUCCAAGAACACCUCCAGCCAUUGUGACUAGUCCUUUGUCCUUUGACACUAGGGGAGAAGUAGUGAGGGAGGAAGAUAGUCCAUACAAGAGAAAGUGCAGAGGUUGGACAUAUGAAUAUUUGGAGGAAGAGGAAAAGAGAAAUUGUAGAGAGGAUAAUGGUGAUAGGACACUUGAACUCUUCCCAUUGCACCCAGAAGGCAUGAGAUGAAUUAAAUGAAGGCUUAGCUGCUGAACAAGAAUAUUCUUUUUUAUGAUCUGACUCUUCUUCUCAUUUUCGUCAUCUUUUUACUUUCAUCUGCAUGCUUAAGUUUCUACUUUAAUUUGUUCCUUUUCUUUCUUUCUUUCCUUAUGUAUCGGGAAAGAGGAAAGAAAAGAGAGACAUCAGAUCUAUGUUAGUCUGCACCAAUUAAUUCCCUUCUCUUGGAUUCUGGUUAUUAGACUUAUUCCUGACCUAAAACCUACUAUAUGUGUUAUGUUUCAUGGGAAAUGCUGCAAAAAUAAUCUACUCUA
This is a messenger RNA of Nicotiana attenuata, 1050 nucleotides long. Its product is annotated as WUSCHEL-related homeobox 4. Gene Ontology annotation, cellular component: nucleus. The transcript has 3 exons. The record is from RefSeq and is a predicted model, not a curated record. Lineage: Eukaryota; Viridiplantae; Streptophyta; Magnoliopsida; Solanales; Solanaceae. Gene Ontology annotation, biological process: procambium histogenesis; phloem or xylem histogenesis; cell division. Gene Ontology annotation, molecular function: DNA-binding transcription factor activity; DNA binding. The coding region runs from base 41 to 748 and encodes 235 amino acids.